Messenger RNA from Penicillium daleae, 2031 nucleotides. RefSeq lists its product as uncharacterized. Lineage: Eukaryota; Fungi; Ascomycota; Eurotiomycetes; Eurotiales; Aspergillaceae. The transcript is spliced from 9 exons. The record is from RefSeq and is a predicted model, not a curated record. Gene Ontology annotation, biological process: DNA repair. Bases 1 to 2031 code for a protein of 676 amino acids.
AUGGAGCUCACUCUUGUGGGCGUCUUCCCUCCGACUGAGGGAUCUAAGCGGUCGGCUCCAGAAACAGAGCCAAUUGCAAGUAAACGAAGCAAGAAGCCAAAGCAGUCACCCGAGACUGCACAGGCAAUGACUGGAAAUGAACCGACCCAGGCCACCAAUAAAUUCAAACCCCGCCGAGGAGAACCACCUGUGUGGGCCAACACUCGCCAACAGAUCAACGACGCGCUUGAGUGGUUCCACUGUAUGCAAGGUGGAGCUGCUCACAAAGAUACAAAGUGCACUGGUUUCCUCGUGGAUGGUGACAAUGGUGACCGCUCGUUCAUGAGCGACGAAGUCAUCAUUACUCGCAUUGGUGGAGAUUGCCUCAAAGAUAAUCUUAACGGGAAUCUCAAUCUCAAACAUGAUCAAUCACCAAACAGUGUGAUUGCCAAAUCGGUCAUGGCCAGUCAUCGAGAGCAGAAGCCGGUGGGACUUGUCAUUGGUUCAAAGAAUCAACUUCUGAAGGUCGAAAUCCCGCACCGCUACUGUGUGAUGGACUGGUUUCUCAUCACCAAUGUAUGGAUGGAAAAGAUGGGCAAGUAUGCGGGAUUCCGAAUCCGGUUCGAGAAGCUGGACCUAUCGACCAAGGGCUGGUGGACAGAGCAGGGAUCCGACGAACCUCUACCUUCUCGCAAAGUCAACCGUCCUCCUCCAGAGCGGGUAUGCCGGGAUUGCGGUGAAUCCAGCCUACAGGUUUACCGCAAACCUGGCUGGAUGUGUCUUACCCGAUCAUGCCCCAGGUUCUGGAAAUUUGGAAAUAACGAGCCGACGGAUCUCGAAUACCAUCCCCAUUUCCUCAACUACCGCCAUCCUAGAGGUCCAGACAUUCUAAACCCUGGCCCUUUGGCCGACCUGGUGGACCGAAACAUCGAGCCAUCAGAGGGACUUGCCGAUCGCGAGGAAUGGAGAGGCAUUGUGUGUCCACAUUGCCGAAAGUGCAUCCAGCGCGUCACCUGGGAUGCCUGGGAUUGCUCAAACGAUGUCAAACAGGGACCUCAAGAGACCUGUUGCUACAAGGUCGUGAGGAAAAUGCGUGAGAUUUCUCUGCAAACAGUUCUAGAAAGGCCCAAGCCCUAUUCUCGAGCACAGUGUAGCAUCGAACCGGUCAUCGACAAGGACUCACUCAAGCCAUACGAAGUCCGCACGUAUGAAAUGCCUGGUGUUGGCUCAAUCACGCACUUUGUUUCAAACGCGGCCAUCAAUGAGCGUCCAAAUGGCCCAAAUCAUCUAUUCAGCCAACUUCAAAAGUUGGACCUUGGCCUUCGACGCUACCCACUUGGAUCGGCUCAAGUGCCUGGUACACUCACAUGUCACUUUGCGGUGAACUACGGUGUUCCCUACAAGUACGUGGUCUCCGUCGACUCUAAGGCUUUCAGCGACGCUCCUGCAGAAAUUCUCACAGCUUUGACCCGCCUGUCCUGGGCGACCGAGAAGGCUGUCACUCGUGUGGGUGGUCAGUACCAGCCGCCAAAUGAGCUGCUUGCGCUUGGGUAUUUCGAGCAAAUGAAGAUUGGAUUCCAUGAUGAUGGUGAAAGUGGUUUGGGCCCGACAAUUGCGACACUCUCCCUGGGAACCCGGUCCAGGAUGUUCCUUCGAAUGAAAGCGAAAUACUACUUGGGAAUCAGCAAGAAUGGUAUUCCUACCACGGACGAUCCCGUUCUGCCAGGUUGUCUAGAAGAAGAAGAGCGGCGACCUCUCCUGGAAGCAUUCAAAGCAGGUCAAAUCACUAAGAAGCAGUACAUUGAGAAACUCAAAGCCCUGCUCGUCAAGAAGAAGGGGAAUGCUCCGAGUUUCCUGACGCUUGUGCUGCAGCAUGGUGACCUGAUCGUGAUGCACGGGGCAGGUCUGCAGAAGUACUACGAGCAUUCGGUACACCCCGACAACGGGCUACGCUUUGCACUGACUUCGCGGUACAUCGAAAGCCGGGAUGAAGAGGACCUUCGGAAGGGCGCCUUCACGCUCCAGGACAAUCAGAUUUACGAUGGACAGUGA